GUGCGAAGGAAAAAUCCAAAAUCCUGGCGUUAUUUACGCGCAAGGAAAUCAGUUUCUUGUUAAAUGAGUGCCAUAAUCUUCUAGUUGACGAGGGGAUCUACUAAAUCACGAAGGAAAGAUGUCUACUGUGAGGUGUACCCUUCCCAUGCAGGCAGGCAUUUGUGAUAGUGGAGAGAAGGAGGAAGAUGAGGAUAAAAGCAGUGAUAAACAAAAGGGUCAUAAAGUGUGGACUUCUGAUGAUUCAGGUCAAAUGGAUAGUGGGUUAGAGACAGAUGUAGUACGCUCCGGCUCCUCAGAGGAUGUAGAACCAGAUGCUGCACCCUUUAGCCCAACGUCUGCUUUUGCUCCAACCAUUCCCAUCAAACUUCCUGCAAAAUUCUCUCAGUCUUUGUUAUCAACCAAAGAGAGCCCCAGUGAUGACAAAGAAGAUGACACAAGUGGAAUCCAACCUAGUGAUGAUGUCAACAGCUUAGAUUCUGGUAUACACUCAUUAAGUGUUUCUGACAUUGAUGAGAAAGACUUGCCUCUGAAAUUACGUAUUCCACAGUAUGAUGCCUUGCUGCUCUAUGAUGAAAGAGAUAAGACUGAUGCUUUGGAGUUGAGGGACAUACUGGAGACAGAUGACAAGUUACUUCUGAAAGAUAAAAGCCACAUAAAAAUUUGUACCACAGACGAUGAGGUUUUCUGUGAAAUCCAGUCUGACCUCCAGCAAAUUGAUACUGCAGUGGAAUGUAGCACUUUCAUACUGAUGUACAUGUCGGAACAUUUUGUUGGUGACAAAUGGCUAGAUUUACAAAGAGAUGAGAUAAUAAUGACUUGUAUUUCUGAAGAAGAGAAAAAAUGGUGUGUCAUUCCAUUGUGGACAGUCCCUAAGAGAAAAGCACCUUUCAAGAUUCCAUUUGGUUUGCGUUCAUUGAGGGGGAUUGACAUUGGAUCAAUAGACCAGUAUUUCUACAGGAGUGUGAAAAAUGUAUUUGAUGCUAAACUGUCUCAAAAGGAAAAACGCAGAAAGGCACUUGAAGAUGAAAAGCAGACUGUAAUUGAGAAGCUAAAGCAAAAAAAGCAACUGGCACAGAAACGUCUUGAAUUUGAAAGGGAAGAAGAACAGAAGCAACUUGAAAGUGAGAAAAAGUUAUUCUUUGCAAAACAACAGAAAGAAGCUCAAGAUGCUGAGCAUCACAGAAAGUUUGAAAUUUUAUAUCAGCAACUUCAAACAUCAAAACAAACACAAAACCAUUUACUACAGGAAGAAAUAUUAAGGCAAGAUAAAGAAAGACAACAAAAGAGGUACCAAAUCAGUAUGGAGAAAAUUCAGCAUGGUGAAAUAACAAUGAAAAAUCCUUCACAACAGCCUAUUCCACCAGAAAUGAUGGCCUAUCAAAUGCAGGGGCAGCCAUUUCUUCAGCAAUACCCAGUGAAUCAAGGUCAUGCUGGAUCACACAACAUGAAUUUCUAUGGACAUCCUCCUGUGCCACAGUACAGUUGGCCCUAUCCAGCACCACCUGGUCAUCCUUACUUUGGGGUUCCAGAACCAUUCCCGUAUCAUGGAUCACAUGGGCAGCCUUAUAUGGGACAGUCACAGCCAGUAUUGAAUCCUGGAUUGCAAGGGUAUGGAAUGCCUUCUCAACAGCCAGGGUACUCACAAUACUCAGGCAGACCCCAGAUGCUGGAGUCCCAAUUAAGCACAGUGAGCAUGUGUCCACCACCUCAGUCAAAUGAACAACAGUGUGAAAGGCAAGAAAUACAAAAUUCUUCACCAGCAGCCCAGUCAUCAACCCCUGUGUCAGCUACUAAAACCCCAGAUAACCAGACAGGUGGAGGUGGAGUGCAGAUGGGUCAUGGUGAUGAUCACCCAGUGGUCACUGCAUCACAUCAAACCAGUGUGUCCCAGCACAAUAACAUGGCUGCUGCCACUUCACAGGGUGAUAUCAUGGGUACAGAGAGACAUGAUGGUUCAGAUGUGGUGGCUGACUGUUCUCUUACACCUGUCACUUCAACAGGUGUCCUCUCAACAACUGCCACUGCUGGCUCCUUGACUUCAGUGGUGCCACCCCCCUUAUCUAUCACAAGAACCAACAGGGAGCCCACAGAGCAGGAAGAUGACAGCAUGGUAGAAUCCAGUGAGACAGGGAAUGGUGGAGAUGAGAAGCUUGAAGAUUCCACUGAAUUGCCUAUACAUAAAAUAUCCUCACCUUCCAAAGAAUACCGCCCACUGGCAAGAAACAGAAGACAAGGAGAAAGUGCCCAGUUUGUCAAAAGCAAGAAGAAAAUGGGGCUGGAUGAUGGAGAAAGAGAAAUAUGUGGUGUUGUGACAGGUGGCCCACAGACUGAAGUCAUGGGUGGAGAGUCAGCAAAUGCGGGCCAUCGUGGAGCCUCUCCAGUAGCUAGAAUGAAAAAAAGAGACCCUGGAGCUGAUCAUGAAGCCACUGGAAGUCACAGAAAAGGAGAAAAUUCUUCUUCAUAUGAAGAAUCUGAUGGCAAAUCAGGGCCACACUCCCACAGGAGUUCAAGAGUUGUGAAAGAGGUUCAUCACCACUAUUAUGGUGCACGACCUGAGACCACUUCUAAAGGUUCUGAGAGGCCUCCAGUAGCCCCUGCCCCUACACCAGCAGCAAUUCCCCCACAGCCCCCAACACAGAUUAUCAACAUUUAUAACUCUAGUGGGAUCCAGAUUGGGAAUCAUAACACUGCGGUGGUGGGACAAAGUCAAGAUGUCGUCACUGAUGGCCCAGAGUCACCACAGGAUGGCCAGUCAUCACCAAUACGACCACCAGAGGGCCCAGCUUCACCAGACAGUGUCAAUGAAUGGGACACCACUUUAGACAGAACUUCUGUACAGAAACCUAGCAGUAGCACUCCCUGCAAUAGUACAGUCCCUGGUCAAGUACGCACAACCAGCAGAGGUCCUAAUUUACCACCUUUACUUCCAGCUAAUGGCCUAUUAACAGAUAGAAACAACCAAGCACAGACACGUGAUCAAGACCGUAUAUUCCCUGGUCAGGAUAAUGUCAUAGCAUACCAUGACCAAGAAACUGGCAAGGCAAAAACGCCACACAGCAGUUUACUUUUUCAAGACAAUGAAGAAUCUACAUCAACCCAUGUCAGCCUCUCAGAUUCUGUCGUCCCCAGCAUACUACCAGUGGCGACUAAGACACCAGUAGCAACUGCAAAGCCAACCGUUAGAAUAAAACCUGUUGCUGCAGUCAGUCCUAUUAGACCACAGGUAACCCCUGGUAACAGCGGUGAUUUGAGUGAGACUGACCCUAAAUCAGUAUCACAUCAGGAUGACACAAUUCCCAAACAGCCAAUAGGCUCCAGGGGAGGAAGCCCUGAUGUUCAGGGUAAUUGGGAUCAGACUGCCCUCAAAUUACCAGUGGGAACAAAUGACACACAAAUGGCAGUACUUAAGCCAUUUGACAGUGUGGAUGAUACAUCUGUCAAACAAGUGGGUGGUGAUUCUGAAGAAAAUGCUGUGCGGUCCACUGCAUCACCACCAGUUCACAAUGAAAUGCUCGCAGGUAUUCCAUCUCAUUUGCGUAAUGUAAAUGAAAGUGAGCCUGCCAGUGGAGUGAACUUGAGCCACAAUUCUUAUAACAUGGAUAACCUCUACCCAAGCAACACAGAGGGUGUGGACAGCAUUACACAAUUGAAGAGACAGGCCCAACAAGAAGAUCUGGAAUUAAAUGUAGGUCGUGGUUAUAAUGGAGAUGAAAGUGAUGAAUUUGUAAACCUUGGCACUGAGGCAGUGGCCAUGUCCCAUAAAAAUAUAACACAUUUAGAGAAUCCUGCAGCUAGCCAUCAUAGUACUGGACCAAGCAGUGAGCAAUCAAGUGAGCAAUAUAUAUCCAGAAAUCCAAGUGAAGUCAGAAGUGAAGAGAGCGGCUUGGGAGCCAGCCUUGAUGCAAGUGCAAAGAGGAUAAAACCAGCAUUUGUUAAGCCAAAGUUAGCUGUAGUACCCCCAGCAAAUGUUAUUGAUCCCCAGAAGCAUGUAGUUGAACUUGCCCUGGAAAAUCCCCAGGAACAAUCUUGUGAAGCAUCACAAGUCAUGUCUCCUGGCAGCAGUGGUCUGGGAAGAAGUGUGUUAGGUGAGAGCGGCUCUCCUGGUCCAGAACACCCAGUGCAAUCUCAACUACCACCAUCUAAGUUGGCUGAGGGUAUGCCGUCGUUUUCUACAGAACCAGUUCAUCAAAAUGUACCAGUAAUGAAUCCAGUUCAGAAUUCCCAGAGGAAUGACACUCUUGAGAAAGAUACUCUUGAUAGUGAAGAUGGAUCAGAGUCAUCAGGAAGAGAUGCUAAUGCUAAGAAAAAAUGCAUUAUUCAGUGAAGAAAACCAUAAUAAUUGAGUUUGUUUGCAUUAAGUAGAAAUUGUACUUAUUGCCUUAAAUUUAUGUGGCAUUUUUUAAAAACUUUUUAGAAAAGCAAGUGUCAUUAAUACUCAUGCUGGUUCAGAAAAUUUACUGCCACUGCUAUGUGUGAAAUUGGAUUUGAGGGCACAUCAUACGCAACAGAUCCAGCAAUCAAUUCAGUUAUGCUUCUGCACUCCAGCUAAGAAUGUCAGCUCCAUAUUUCAGUAUUUUUCUGUAAAUGGAUCCAUAUAACAAUUGUACAGUUUGGCCAUAAGGUUUACUGCUGUGUCACAUUCAUCAAGGAUUGCCAAGGGUUUUUGCAGUCUUGUCAGUCAUUUUACACAUUUUAGUUGCUUUGCUUUUAUGUUCUAAGAAUAGGAAGCAGUAGGCUUAUUUAAGUCCCAUGACCUUGGUUUAUAUUGAUAAUAUGUCAAAAUUAUGGCAACAAUUGUUGUAUAUGCUCCUAGUAGCUUCAGUCAAUACAGUAAGCCCAAGCACAAUAAUUGACAUAUAUGUACCAGCAUACCAACAUAAAUGUUUGCCUUACAUUUCAUUUAUCUUUGUGUCAGAUGUUCUAUUGAAGUUUGUCAUUCAAUCAGAUGUAAACAAAUAUACAUUUGCUUUAUGGUUGUAAAAUAAAUGCAUGUA
Messenger RNA from Lingula anatina, 4994 nucleotides. RefSeq lists its product as uncharacterized. Gene Ontology annotation, biological process: signal transduction. Lineage: Eukaryota; Metazoa; Brachiopoda; Lingulata; Lingulida; Lingulidae. The record is from RefSeq and is a predicted model, not a curated record.